AUGUCUUCUCCAAAACAGGAUGCCAAGAGACCAUUCCGUAUCAUCAUAGUCGGCGGCGGAAUCGCUGGGCUCAGCGCAGCCAUCGCCCUCCGCGGGCCCAACCGGCACAUCACCAUCCUCGAGCAAUCCAGCUUCCUGCGCGAAGUCGGCGCGGCCAUCUCGCUCCAACCCAACGCCUCCAAGAUCCUCGAGCAGCGCUGGGGCGUCGGCGCGGGUACCGACACCACCGAACCAGCAUGCCCGCGCAUCGUCGACCGGGGCUUCCGCAUCUACUCAACCGCCGGCGAGCUGGUCAAGGAAAUCCCGCUGGCGAAAGGCCGGGAUGCAUACGGCGCGGACCGCGUCGUCUACCACCGCCGCGACCUGCACGCGCUGCUGCUGCACGCCGCCACCAGCGCUUCCCGUCCGCACCCGCCCGCGUCGAUCCGGCUGCGCGCGCGCGUCGUGGCUUGCGAUCCGGAGGCGGGCACGGUCACGCUCGCGAGCAAUGGCGACGACGACGGCGAAGGCGACCGCGAGGACGCUGAAGCCACCACCACGACGACGACCACCACCACCCUGACCGCCGACCUCAUCAUCGCCGCCGACGGCAUCCGCAGCGCCCUGCGCGCCAGCGCCCUCGGCCAGGACCCUCCCCCCUCCGCUAUCCCGACAGGCCUCUCAGCGUACCGCUUCAUGGUCCCGAUAUCGCGCUUGCGCGCCGCCGCCCCAGCCUUCACCGCGCGCAUCGACCCUGCCGCGCCGUACACCAGCAUGGUCAUGGGCUGGGACAGGCGGCUCGUCAUGGGGCCGUGCCGCACCUCUCCCUCUGACCCCAACGCCGGGGACUACGCCGUCGUGGCGCUCGUGCCGGACGAGCUGAUGGCCGGGAAUGACGCGGCACCGAGGCAGGGAGCGUCGUGGAAUAGCGAAGGCGAGCUGGAGGCGCUGAGGGAGGCGUAUCGAGACUUUCCGGAGUGGGUGACGGGGAUGUUUGGGUUGGUGGAGGGGGUGAUUGGGCUGUGGCAGUUGAGGGAUUUGGAGCCGUUGGAGAGGUGGUGCAGGGGCAGGGUCGUACUGGUGGGCGAUGCGGCGCAUGCCAUGUUGCCGACCCAGGGGCAGGGGGCGAGCCAGAGCUUGGAGGAUGCGGAGGCGUUGGGGGCGGUGUUUGAGGAUGUGGAGGGGUGGGUUGAGAAGGAGGAGGUGGGGAGGAGGUUGGAGGAGAUGGUGGCGUGUAGGUAUGAGAGGGCGACGCUGAUUCAGGCGUAUAGUCGGCAGGCGGCGAGGCCGGCCACGAAUGGGAAGGACGCGAAGGUUACGCUGACGACCGCCGAGUUCAUGGAUUACAACUGCAAUUACAACGGAGCACGAGACUUCCAGCAGAGGCAGCGUAAUGGGACAACGAUGGCGAUGGUCAAUGGAUGA
This is a messenger RNA of Lasiodiplodia theobromae, 1404 nucleotides long. Its product is annotated as Monooxygenase FAD-binding protein. The transcript has 3 exons. The record is from RefSeq and is a predicted model, not a curated record. NCBI's taxonomy places the organism in Eukaryota, Fungi, Ascomycota, Dothideomycetes, Botryosphaeriales, Botryosphaeriaceae. Bases 1 to 1404 code for a protein of 467 amino acids. Gene Ontology annotation, molecular function: FAD binding; monooxygenase activity.